Messenger RNA from Adineta ricciae, 4032 nucleotides. The record is from the annotation of a GenBank genome assembly. NCBI's taxonomy places the organism in Eukaryota, Metazoa, Rotifera, Eurotatoria, Adinetida, Adinetidae.
AUGCAUUUAUUUGGCGGUGAAUUUUGUACAUUACAAGCGUUCAAUUCCACAUCACGUGAACAACUUGACAUGAAAUGUCGUUGUUGCACGUGUCCCGAAAUGGAUCUUCUCAGAAAUCAUACUGACCUCCAAGAUCUCAAAUGUAUACAAGAGAGAAAAAAUUUCGAUUCACUACGUUUUGCAGUAUUAACCGUCUUCCAGGUGUUAACACAGGAAGAUUGGAAUGAAGUACUUUACAAUGGAAUGGAGAAAACAAGUGCUUGGGCAGCGUUGUAUUUCAUUGCAUUGAUGACAUUUGGAAAUUAUGUUUUGUUCAACUUGUUGGUUGCCAUUCUUGUCGAAGGAUUUUCGACAGAGAAAGGAAGUAGUGGCUCAGAAAGUGGAAGUAGUACUGAUCGCUUAGCCAAAGCUGAUCCAUUCAAGACUCAAGCUCUUUUAACUGGUGACGUUGAAGUGCCAGCUAAUCCACAUGAAUUAGUUACAGAUGAUGUCGCAAGUGCGAAAAAUAGUAAUAAUGAAAACCGAAGUACUCGUACAACAAAAGAAGUAAAAAUCAUGAUUCCAAAAAUCUCCAUUAGUAACAAUGAUGAUGAUCCAACUUUAUUAAUGCUUGAAGCACACAGACGACGAGCAACUACUGUCUCAUCUCCACCAUCGCCAUAUAAAUCUAUAAUCAAACAUCGUCCCUCCCAACCUCAAACACCUUCAUCUACUUCAACAACGACGCAAAGUUACUAUACAUGUCCAACGCGGGUCGAAUCUUAUGUUUCGAAUGAUCUCGCACGAAAGUCAUCAACUAUGAAACAUACAAAUCAAGGACCGAGAAAGAAACAAAGUGUUGAUGAGAACGACACUGAAAAUGAUGUUUCCGAAAUGUCGCAAAUAGAAGAUAUUACAAGUAUAACCGCAUCCAUCCGCGAACGCAGACCUUUUAAACGACGUGAUACAAUAUCAACUACUUCAAUGUCAAAUCGACACCAAAAUAUUCUCAGAAGGCAAUACAGUUUAGGUGGACAGCGUUCAUCAAAUAUUGUUAAUACCUCCUUGACUACAGGACUUACGAAAUCGACACAAAAACAGUUCAUCCCACAUGUCUCAACGCCGCCUCCUCCAUUACCGUGCGUUGAGAGAAACGUUCGCAAUUCAUUAUCUCAGACAAAUUCAAAUCAGCAAGAAAAAAAAUGCGUGCCAAUACGUCGAACUGCUUCUCAACGCCCAUCAACUACAUCCUCGUCAUCAUCGACGACAACGAUCUAUCGUAGUUUCAUUGAACGAGAUGGAAAAUUAAUUGAACAAGAAAUCAAUUCAUUGGAUCCGAUGAGAGAACGACGAUCGACGCUCGAUAAUUCUUCGCGUCGAACAACAAAAAAUGAAACAUCAAGUAUUUACGAAACACCAAAACACGAAUGUGAACAAUUCUAUCCGAAAAGCCGAACUAAUUCGAUUCGAUUGAUCACAGAUGCAAAUUUCAAUACACUAUCGGUCGUAAACGAUCAAAGUGAUAUGCAACUAGGCGUCAAAACACCAAAUUUCGAACAAAAUGGUCUUUGUCAAACAUGUUUUUCUCAUCUAUGUGGAACACGUAUGUAUGAUUGGUUCCAACGACGAGAAGAUUACUCACUGUAUCUUUUCUCACCGACAAACCGAUUACGGAAAGCAUUGCAAUGUUUGAUAACAAAGAAAUCAUUUGACUACACUGUUCUGUUUUUCAUUGCUCUGAAUUGUAUAACAUUAGCCAUGGAACGUCCGUCGAUUCCAUCCAACAGCGCUGAACGUCAAUUUCUGAAUAUGACCAAUUAUAUCUUCACUGUCAUAUUUAGCGUUGAGAUGAUUAUAAAAAUCAUUGCUAGUGGACUUAUCUGUGGACCACAAACCUAUUUACAUACAGGAUGGAAUGUUAUGGAUGGAUCACUUGUUGUUAUAUCUAUAGUCGAUCUUUUGACAAUGCAUCGAGGAGGCGGACCGUCGGUAGGUGCAGAGUCUGAUGCGACAACGCGUAUAUUUAGUAUGUUACGCGUGUUUCGUCUACUAAGAACAUUAAGACCACUGAGAGUAAUCAGUCGAGCACCAGGCUUGAAACUGGUCGUACAAACCUUAAUGUCAUCGUUGAGACCUAUCGGUCAUAUUGUGGUUAUUUGUUGUACAUUUUUUAUCAUUUUCGGCAUUCUUGGUGUACAGCUCUUCAAGGGAAAAUUCUAUUAUUGUGAAGGCCCAUACGUUCGCAAUGUGACAACACGGCAACAAUGUGAAGAUACCCCAGAUCAUCGUUGGAAGAAUCAACAAUACAAUUUCGAUAAUUUAGGCCAAGCAUUACUCGCCUUAUUCGUCUUAGCAUCUCGUGAUGGUUGGGUACAGAUAAUGUACAAUGGCAUCGAUGCUGUUGAUGUUGAUAUGCAACCAAUAAGAAAUUAUAAUGAAGCUAAAUUAAUAUAUUUUAUAUCAUUUUUAUUACUUGUGGGCUUUUUUGUGUUGAACAUGUUCGUUGGUGUUGUGGUAGAAAACUUUCAUAAGUGCCGUGCCGAACAAGAGCGAGAAGAGAAAGCGCGUCGGACAGCGAAACGCGCGAAGAAAAUCGAACGUAAACGACGACGAAUGCGCGAAGUGCCGUACUAUGCACAUUUUUCUCCAUGGAGAAGACGAUUACAUGAUAUAUGUAAUAGUAAAUAUUUCGAUUUGAUCAUUGCGGCUGUCAUCGGUCUCAACGUUGUUACCAUGUCAUUAGAAUUUUACUUAAUGCCGCCGGUUUUUGACUUGGCACUUGAUUAUUGUAAUUAUGUGUUUACGAGUGUGUUCAUAUUGGAAUCAAUAUCCAAAGUAAUCGCGCUAGGACCAUUACGAUAUUUUAAAGACAAAUGGAAUCAGUUAGAUACAAUGAUUGUUAUUUUGUCAAUCGCUGGUAUUGUCAUGGAAAAAAUGAAAAGUGGACAAGUACUUCCAAUCAAUCCAACAUUGAUUCGUGUGAUGCGAGUUCUCCGAAUUGCUCGAGUUCUAAAAUUGCUCAAAAUGGCAAAGGGAAUCCGAGCAUUAUUAGACACAGUUAUUCAAGCUCUUCCACAAGUGGGAAAUCUGGGUCUUCUAUUUUUUCUUCUGUUCUUCAUAUUUGCUGCUCUUGGAGUUGAGUUAUUUGGAAAACUAGAAUGUAGCGAAGAACGUCCAUGUGCUGGUCUAGAUAAACAUGCGCAUUUCAAAGAUUUUGGCAUGGCUUUUUUAACAUUAUUUCGAAUUGCAACUGGUGAUAAUUGGAAUGGAAUUAUGAAGGAUGCUUUACGUCAAGAUGAUUCACCUCACGGCGUUAAAAAUCAAUUUGUAACUGCUGUAGCUCCAGUUUAUUUUGUCAUUUUCGUUCUUAUGGCUCAAUUUGUGCUUGUCAAUGUUGUCGUGGCUGUUCUCAUGAAGAAACUCGAUGAAUCCAAUCGUAUGAUGGCCGAUGAUGCAGAAAUCGAUGAAGAAAUUGAAAGACAAUUAGAAGCCGAUGCACAAGAUCGAAAUUAUCUUCAUCAGUCUCUUCUAGAUGAUAAAGAACUCGAUUUCCUAAAUGAUACGAAUACUCAAACUUUUCCGUUAACGAAACAAUUGUCUCUCCCGCCAAAUUUUACCUUCCAUUCGAUGGCAUCACCCGUAGUGCGUCGACAAAAAUCUAAACCAAUUGAAGUCGUUAAGGGUUCAUCUGUUGCUUCAGUCGUUGGUUCGACAUCACGUUUUCUACUGCUACAAAUUGAUAAAUCACCACCAUCAGAUCGUGAAGAAGAAUCGAUUCCACUAGAUGACCAAAUCAAUACAGAAAGUAUGUCACAUCGUCGUUCAAAUACUGUCCCAUCACGUCCGCGAAAACCUCAAGAAAGAAAAGCAUCUACGGAACAAUCAACACAUCUGUCGCCAACUUAUAAACGCAAUACAACCAAUUCCCAACAACAGCCACCAUUCUCACCCUCGGUAUUAAGAGCUCAACCAAAACGUCUUAUACGUGUUAUUGAUGAUACUGACGAUGGCGAAACUCCGAGUGUUAGUACGGUCAAUCCAGAUGACCGCUAA